AUGGAACACGCUCCUAGCAUCGUUUGCCGGUUUAACGGCUGCGAAAACAUCGCACUACCCAACCUCGCCAAGUGCGACUUUCAUCGCCAUCGGCUACCGUGCCAAGUCCACGGCUGCAACAACAUUGUGUACGCUCGGAAGCUUUGUGUGCGCCAUGGCGGGAAGCCCCAAUGCAGACACGACGGUUGCGACGCCAACGCCCGCGGUGGCGGUUUCUGCGCCCGCCACGCCAAGGUGCACGUCAAGCACGUCUGCAUUGAGCCGCGCUGCAGCAACGUCGCCCAUACCAAGAGCAAGUGUGUACGCCACGGAGGUGGACGCCGCUGCCGCGAGCCCGAGUGCAACACGCUCGCUCGCUCGGGUGGAUUGUGCCGCCGCCACGCCGAUGGUCCUAUGGAAAUGGACGACGAGCCGAUCUGGCGCGACAUCGCCGUCGGCAUGGACUAUGUUCCGACCUUUGAGGACUUGGACCAAUCGAUCUUGGACUGCAUCUUGGCGACGACAGAGCCCAUGAUGACGGCCAUGCUGUAUUAGAGCGUCGUGCGCGACUCUUACUUAGUACUAUUUAAUGAACGACCUGUAUUUUCG
This is a messenger RNA of Saprolegnia parasitica CBS 223.65, 588 nucleotides long. RefSeq lists its product as hypothetical. The transcript has a single exon. Bases 1 to 534 code for a protein of 177 amino acids. Lineage: Eukaryota; Oomycota; Saprolegniomycetes; Saprolegniales; Saprolegniaceae. The record is from RefSeq and is a predicted model, not a curated record.